Messenger RNA from Saccharomycopsis crataegensis, 1443 nucleotides. RefSeq names its product phospholipase D regulator (gene SRF1). The transcript has a single exon. The coding region runs from base 1 to 1443 and encodes 480 amino acids. The record is from RefSeq and is a predicted model, not a curated record. Gene Ontology annotation, biological process: positive regulation of catalytic activity. Lineage: Eukaryota; Fungi; Ascomycota; Saccharomycetes; Ascoideales; Saccharomycopsidaceae. Gene Ontology annotation, cellular component: cell periphery; fungal-type vacuole.
AUGUCAAGUGAUAAUAAUAGCAAGGAGCCUUCUCAACACAACAAACGGCUGGAUCAAUUCCAGAAAUCACCCAAAAAUGGGAUUGUGUCUAAUAAUAUUUUCCAAACAGCUCCACAAUUGCCACCUUCAGAUUCUCAAGUUAUUGUCAAUGUUCCCCACAGCGAGAACCUUGAUAGAUUAAACGUAUAUAACCUUGAAGCAACCGUCAUUCCUCCAUAUGUCCUUGAUAGUGUUGGGAAGGCACAAUUUCUGCAACAAUCCCAAAACACUGAAUCUCAAGGAGGUGAUUAUAGAAACUAUGUGGGUAACAAUGAGGUGGAUUUAUCAACUUUGAACAACACUAGUAAUAACCAGAAUGAUUUGUUUUUGUCGUCGAUUAACAAUAAUUGGAAUCAAUUUCUUGAUACUAUUGAGUCCAAAUCUUCAAAUUUGGUGAAAAAUAAAAUCAUUUCUUUGGAUUAUCGAGGCGAUGGUCGUCACAACAAUGAUGAACCACCAUCCAAGCAACCAGGUACUAGCAAACUGCUUGCCAACAUUGACGAAAAAGACCUGGUUAAUUUACCGAGCUCAAGUAUUUUCGAAGAUAGUAGUGCUAGUGAAUACAAAUUACCAGACUUAUCAGGCCCUUGGGAAGGCGAUGAAAGAUUGAGAAAAGUCUUGAACCAGGACGUUUAUGCCAUUAAUGGUAAUUCUGAAGGGUUUGCCAAUGCUGGGUUUACCAAUUGGUUUAACUUUUCCAAAUCAAAGGACGGUGAAACAGACAAUAAGAAACAUCAUUUGGGUAGAGGAAAUAAUGACUAUUCUCCGAAGAUUCGCUCGUCGGCAAAAUACUGGAUGUCCACCGAGCAACGAACUAGAUGGAAACCGUGGUUCAAACAAAUGUUUUUAUUCAAUCCUUACUUAUUAGUCGCACUUAGGUCUAUAAUGUUAGUGCUUUGUGUCGUUGCUCUUGGGCUUGCGGUGUCGAUUUAUAAAAACAGUCAAGAGCACAAUGAUAUCAUCCAGCAACAACCAAGUACCAUCAUGGCGAUUGUCGUACAAUCUGUGGCGUCAGUGUACUUGAUUUACGUUGCUUAUGAUGAAUACAAUGGUAAACCCGUCGGUCUAAGGGAUCCCAUGGGAAAGCUUAAAUUGAUCCUAUUGGAUUUGUUGUUUAUUAUCUUUAGUGCCGCAAACUUAUCUUUGGCGUAUAAUACCCUUUAUGAUGAUCGUUGGGUUUGUGUCGACGACAAAGGAUCAGUAAGUGAUUUAUCUCCCCGCGAAAAUGACUCUAAAUUGACUACUGUGGCAUAUUCAGAUCUGGUGGUGACGAAAGUUCUGACAAUUUGUGAUAAGCAGAGAGCAUUGUCGGCAUUUUUAUUUUUCACUUUAGUGAUGUGGGUGUUCACUUUUUCCAUUAGUAUUUUCAGGGUGGUUGAUAGAGUUGCCUCUCCAAAAUCAUGA